This is a messenger RNA of Monoraphidium neglectum, 1359 nucleotides long. RefSeq lists its product as hypothetical. The transcript has a single exon. The annotation marks the transcript as partial. The record is from RefSeq and is a predicted model, not a curated record. Lineage: Eukaryota; Viridiplantae; Chlorophyta; Chlorophyceae; Sphaeropleales; Selenastraceae.
AUGGCAUACGAAGUUCCCGGAAUAGGGAUGGGCAUGGGCCCAGGAGGCGAGUACGUCGCUAUGCAGCAAGCCACCAGCUUCACACCGCACAAGGGUGUUGUCUACCUACAGCCGCAGCAGCCGCCUCAGCAGCAGCAGCAGCAGCAACUUGUGCCUGGCGGCGUACGCCUGGUGCUGCAGCAGCAGCAGCAGCAGCAGAUGGUGCAGCAGGCGCAGCUGCUCGCGCCCAGCGGUGGCCAGCAGCACGUAUGGGUCCAAGCCGCGCCGCAGCAGGUGCACCACCAGCAGCACAUGUUGCAGGUGGCAGGCCUGCCGCGCACGCAGCCCCAGUUCGUCCAGUUGCAGCCGCCGCCGCAGCAGACGGGCCCGGCGCCCCAGCAGAUCGUGUAUGUCCAGCAGCAGAUGGCCACGCCGGCACCCGGCCCCCUCCUCAGGCCCAUGCCGCAGGUCGUGCAGCACCAGGCGCCCACGCAGCAGCCCGCACCUACGCCCGCCGGCCAGCCCGCGCCCGGGUCCACGGUCCUCGUCAACAUCAACGGCACCCUGCGACAGGCUGUCGUCGGCCAGAAUCGGGCCCUCUUCCUCAUGGACAGUGCCAAGCCCGCAGCGGCGGCCGCCCCCAUGGCGCAGCCCCAGCCACAGGCGUCCAUGCAGCCCGUGCCGCAGGCUGUGCAGUAUGUCACCAUGCAGGCCUCGGCGCCCCAGCAGGGCGGUGGACCGGCGGGCCAGCAGUACGUGGCCGUGCAGCCCCAGGCGCGUCUGGGCGGCGCCAUGCAGGGCGUGCCGAUGGCUCUGCGCCCCGCAGGCGCCGCCAUGCAGAUGGCACCCGCCCAGUACUUGUCGACCCAGCCGGCUCCAGCGCAGCCGGGCGGCCAGCACAUGCUGCUCGCCACCAGCAGCGGCAUGCCGCAGCAGCACGCGCCCCAGAUACUGCAGCAGCGCCCCGCUGCCCUGCAGCUCGUAAACGGCCAGAUUGUCGCUGCCACCUCCAGGCCCAUGGCCGCGGCGCAGCACGCCAAUGGCGGCCUCGGGCCGGUGGGCGGCAUGCUGAUGCCCCUGCAGCAGCAGGGGCCCGGCGCUGUCGCCAGCGCCGGCACGCCUGUGAGUGCCGCGACGACCUUCAUUGGCGGCGGCGGCGCCGCCCCACGCCCGCCAGGGCUGCCGAUGGUGUCGGUGCCGCCGUCGUCUUCGGGCCUCGAUUUGGUGGCGCUGCAGGCGCAGGUGGCGCAGGCCCAGGCCCAGGCCGCACACCAGGCGCAGCAGAAGCAGCAGCAGCAACAGCAGCAGCUGCAGGCCGCCAGCGUGGGCGUGAUCGGCGACUCGCGCCGCUCCCGCACCGGCAGCUCCCCGCACUCGCCC